AUGUGGCUCAUUAAUAUUACGGACACAAAAGCACUCCAUCUCGAACCAUUUCUUGGGGACCCUCCUGCUCAAUAUGCCAUUUUAUCCCACACUUGGGGCGACGACGAGGUCACGUUUGACAAAUUCAAUGCUUUGACAUUGUAUUCAGAUUCGGACUUUGACCGCAGGGAAUUCGGCACCAACACAGACAUCCGAAACUCAGCUGGCUUUGUCAAAAUACUCAAUGCAGCUCUGUUGGCAAGAAGACAUGGUUUUGUCUACCUUUGGGUUGAUACAUGCUGUAUCGACAAAGCUAGUAGUGCAGAGCUUUCUGAGUCUAUCAACUCGAUGUAUCUCUGGUACUUGAAAGCUACCGUUUGUUAUGCAUACUUGUCUGAUGUUCAUGCGGAUGGGAUCCGCAGCAUGGGGCAAAGGGAAUCUCAAUUCAGAACCAGCCGCUGGUUUACGAGAGGUUGGACGCUCCAAGAGCUGAUCGCGCCACGCGUUGUAGAGUUCUACGCCUCUGACUGGUCUCUCAUGGACACCAAAAAGCCAUCAGGCAUUGACACAUUGAAGGCUGGCAAUGAAUCUUUCUGCCAAGUUCUGUCAGAGAUUACCGGCAUCUAUCCCGAUAUUCUUGCCGGCACAAUGUUGUUGAGUGAUGUUAGCGUGGCUGAUAAGAUGCGCUGGGCUUCUGCACGGGAGACAAAACGAGCGGAAGAUAUCGCAUACUGUCUAAUUGGCUUAUUCGAUGUCAACAUGCCUCUUCUUUAUGGAGAGGGGUCUAAAGCCUUCAUACGACUUCAAGAAGAGAUACUGAAGGAAACUGGGGACCAAUCCUUGUUUUUAUGGGCACUUGGCUCCAUGAAGUCUCAAGAGUCCUCCGGCGUUCAAGCUCUCCAUGGAUUGCUCGCGGAUUCGCCGGGUGCUUUCUCCGGACUCGGAAUACACCACAUUCGACCACUUCAACCUCUGGACUCUGAACACAGCGAGCCAGCUAGUAUGACGAGCAAGGGCCUCAGAACGAACAUGUUGCUCUUCCCCAUAGAUAGCUCCGACUAUUUUGCUGUGUUGGAUUGCACAGUCUUCAGGUCUCAGUCGCCACUCUUAAGAGAAGAUGUUUGCAUUUUGUUGAAGCGCCUAUGGGGCAAUCAAUUUGCCAGAAUAGAUAGAGGGGUCACAUCCGGAGUACAGUUCUUCCAAGAUGGCGUUCCAGACAUGAAGGGUAAAGGAGCAACAACCAUGGUUUAUAUCAAGCAAAAGCCCUCUUACGCCUUGCCAGAAGUAACGAUCAACCCCUAUAUGUUUAAGAGCGCGCAUGACAUCCUACCACCACCACCAUCAUCAUCAUCAUCAUCAUCAUCAUCAUCAUCAUCAUCAUCAUCAUCAUCAUCAUCAUCAUCAUCAUCAUCAUCAUCAUCAUCAUCAUCAUCAUUCUCGGUCAUGGAGGCAUUUCCUCCCGAGAGAUUCAGCAUGACAACGUCCGUGGUGCCAAUCAGAGAGCCACAGUCGGGCCUAACGAUAGUCACUCUAAGAUUUGGCUACAGAUAUGAGCAGGACUGGUACCCCCUGGUUGACAUCUCUGUGGGAUUACAAAGCCAAUUUUCGGAGUGGAAUCUCUGUUACGAAAUGCAUCCAUUCGACGGUAGCAAUCUCCAGGGCGUGUACGAAAGCAACCGAUGGCUCAAUCUGUCCUCCGAAGCAGCGUUCAGCAGCGAUAUCCGAUUCUUUGGGCAUGCUCUAGCUCAUGUAACGAACCACAAACAUCGAGGGAGACGAUUUCUUCAAUUAUCGGUCUUCAUGCCGAAGGUCAAUUCUGCUUUCCUGAGAAGCGAAGAUCCUCAGCCGGCAGAUGCAAUACCCGCUCUCCCUCGUGAUGUCAUGCACCGAAUUCAGGACGUUACUCGGCAAUGCUGCUACCAGGAUAGACUGGAGUACAUUUUUUCUGGUGACGCAUUGCUAUCGCCUGACGGCGUUAGAAUAGGCGUCGAGGGCAUAGAAAGUAUCGCCAAAGAGUUCGAAGACAUCGUUGUCCCCAAACGUGGGUGGCAGACGGAUAUGAUUCAAGCAGUCCGCAACUCAGAUUUCAGUUCAAUUUAUUCCUUAACUUCAAACGAGAAAGGUCUGAUCGAAUGCCAAACGCCUGAGUUUGACAGAUUCCGCCCUGUACAUUGGGCCGCUACAAAGCCAUACCCGGUACUAAUGAAAACACUGCUCGGCCUCAAAGCAGAUUUGACAAGUCAGACGCAGAGUGGAUGGAUGGCGGUUCACAUUGCUAUUUUGUCACAAGCCUAUCCAACGGCGGAAUUUCUGUUGGAUAAGACCAAAAGGUUCUAUGGUCAGGCGGGCCUCACGACCAACACUGGGGAGACUUUGUCACAUCUGCUUGCAGCUUAUGCAAAAGACAGCAAUAUUGGCGCGCGGGAGUUGAACCAGGGCAUGUCCUCAGCCCUCAAAGUUGUCAGGGGGAAAAUAAAACCGGAGUAUCACACCAACUGCCGCGGCGAGCUUCCAGUUCAUAGAGCCGCAGCUAACGGAAAUACUGUCACUAGCUUUUUUCCCGGCAGAAAAAAGGGUUUUCCACCGCAGAUCAAUGAGACUGAUCUUGGAGGCCGCUCAGUCUUAUUUCACGCAGCAUGUGGCGGGAAUGAAACAAACAUUCAGGAACUUGUCCGAAUGGGUGCCUCGUUGGAAUUGGUGGAUCACGAAGGCAGAGGCCCGCUGCAUGCUGCAGUCAUGGCCAACCGACCCCGUGCCGUGAGGCUUCUCCUAGAGCUAGGGGCAUAUCCAUACACCGUCACUAAGUCCUUUGGCUUGACUCCUCUCCACUUUGCUUGUAUUUAUGGAUCUCAUGAAUGCAUAAAACCGCUCUUGGAUUCGCUCUACGAGGGCAAUGACCUCAUUACCGCCAACAGGAAUAAAUGGUCAGUUGGGGGCCCAAAUUUCCAGCCUAUUCACCUGGCCGUCUCAAACGGGCAUGUAGAGUGUACAAGGGAGCUUCUUUCUGCCGGGUCUGACAGCAACAAGCUUUGCAAUAACUAUGUGCGCGUAAAGAAACCCCGUCGAGGACCACUAGACGAGACUGAGGUGGUAGUACUGCCAAGCCCCAUGUCGCCUUUUGAGCUCGCAGUGUUUGUAGGCAACAGCACGAUAGCGUCCAUGAUUUCUUCACACUCAACAAAUUGGAUUUAG
Colletotrichum gloeosporioides is the source of this 3171-nucleotide messenger RNA. RefSeq lists its product as uncharacterized. The record is from RefSeq and is a predicted model, not a curated record. NCBI's taxonomy places the organism in Eukaryota, Fungi, Ascomycota, Sordariomycetes, Glomerellales, Glomerellaceae. The transcript is spliced from 2 exons. Gene Ontology annotation, molecular function: protein binding. The coding region runs from base 1 to 3171 and encodes 1056 amino acids.